AUGGUGAAGCUCUCUAUUGUCCUGACCCCACAGUUCCUGUCCCAUGACCAGGGCCAGCUCACCAAGGAGCUGCAGCAGCACGUAAAGUCAGUGACACGCCCAUGCGAGUACCUGAGGAAGGUUAUCAAUACUCUGGCUGUCUAUCGUCAUCGUGAGACUGACUUUGGUGGAGGAGUUCGAGACCAGCCUGGCCAACAUGGCAAAACCCCAUCUCCACAAAAAUUGGAUAAUUUGAUAAUUAUCAUUAUUGGGUUUCUGAGACGUUACACAUUUGCCAUUCUCUUCUGCACAAGUUACCUUUGGGGGUCUUUCCUGAAGACUAUCUUCCGGUCUCGAAAUGGACAUGAUGGAUCCACGGAUGUACAGCAGAGAGCCUGGAGGUCCAACCGCAGUAGACAGGAAGGGCUGAGGUCCAUUUGUAUGCACACAAAGAAAAGAGUUUCUUCCUUUCCAGGAAUUAAAAUUGGCCUGGAAGACAUCUGUACUUUAUGGAAACAGGUGGAAACAAAAGUUCAAGCUAAAAUCCAUAAGAUGAAGGUCAUAAAGAAAGUCAACCAUCAUUACAAAUUCAAUGGAAAGAGGAAGACCGCCAAAAAACAGAAAAUGUUUCAACGUGCGCAAGAGUUGCGGCGGCGGGCAGAGGACUACCACAAACGCAAAAUCCCCCCUUCUGCAAGAAAGCCUCUUUGCAACUGGGUCAGAAUGGCGGCAGCGGAGCAUCGUCAUUCUUCAGGAUUGCCCCACUGGCCCUACCUCACAGCUGAAACUUUAAAAAACAGGAUGGGCCACCAGCCACCUCCUCCAACUCAACAACAUUCUAUAACUGAUAACUCCCUGAGCCUCAAGACACGUGCCGAGUGUCUGGUCUAUCCCCUUCCACCCUCAGCGGAUGAUAAUCUCGAAACGCCUCUCGAGUGUCUCCUCACUCCUCUUCCACCCUCACGUCCAUCCUCAGCUCCACCCUCAGCGGAUGAUGAGACACCUGCCGAGUUUGUGGUCUAUCCCCUUCCACCCUCAGCGGAUGAUAAUCUCGAAACGCCUCUCGAGUGUCUCCUCACUCCUCUUCCACCCUCACCUCCAUCCUCAGCUCCACCCUCAGCGGAUGAUAAGACACCUGCCGAGUUUCUGGUGUAUCCCCUUCCACCCUCAGCGGAUGAUAAUCUCGAAACGCCUCUCGAGUGUCUCCUCCCUCCUCUUCCACCCUCACGUCUAUCCUCAGCUCCACCCUCAGCGGAUGAUAAGACACCUGCCGAGUUUGUGGUCUAUCCCCUUCCACCCUCAGCGGAUGAUAAUCUCGAAACGCCUCUCGAGUGUCUCCUCACUCCUCUUCCACCCUCACCUCCAUCCUUAGCUCCACCCUCAGCGGAUGAUGAGACACCUGCCGAGUUUGUGGUCUAUUUCCUUCCACACUCAGCGGAUGAUGAUCUCGAAAUGCCUCUCGAGUGUCUCCUCACUCCUCUUCCACCCUCACCUCCAUCCUCAGCUCCACCCUCAGCGGAUGAUAAGACACCUGCCGAGUUUCUGGUGUAUCCCCUUCCACCCUCAGCGGAUGAUAAUCUCGAAACGCCUCUCGAGUGUCUCCUCACUCCUCUUCCACCCUCACCUCCAUCCUUAGCUCCACCCUCAGCGGAUGAUGAGACACCUGCCGAGUUUGUGGUCUAUUUCCUUCCACACUCAGCGGAUGAUGAUCUCAAAAUGCCUCUCGAGUGUCUCCUCACUCCUCUUCCACCCUCACCUCCAUCCUCAGCUCCACCCUCAGCGGAUGAUAAGACACCUGCCGAGUUUCUGGUGUAUCCCCUUCCACCCUCAGCAGAUGAUAAUCUCGAAACGCCUCUCGAGUGUCUCCUCACUCCUCUUCCACCCUCACGUCUAUCCUCAGCUCCACCCUCAGCGGAUGAUAAGACACCUGCCGAGUUUCUGGUGUAUCCCCUUCCACCCUCAGCAGAUGAUAAUCUCGAAACGCCUCUCGAGUGUCUCCUCACUCCUCUUCCACCCUCACGUCUAUCCUCAGCUCCACCCUCAGCAGAUGAUAAGACACCUGCCGAGUUUGUGGUCUAUCCCCUUCCACCCUCAGCGGAUGAUAAUCUCGAAAUGCCUCUCGAGUGUCUCCUCACUCCUCUUCCACCCUCACCUCCAUCCUCAGCUCCACCCUCAGCGGAUGAUAAGACACCUGCCGAGUUUCUGGUCUAUCCCCUUCCACCCUCAGCGGAUGAUAAUCUCGAAACGCCUCUCGAGUGUCUCCUCACUCCUCUUCCACCCUCACCUCCACCCUCAGCUCCACCCUCAGCGGAUGAUAAUCUCAAGACACCUCCCUUAGCUACUCAGGAGGCUGAGGCAGAAAAACCACCCAAACCCGAGAGACAGAGGGCCGCUGACGUGGAACCACCACCGAAACCCGAGAGGCGGAGGGCCGCUGACGUGCAACCAUCACGGAAACCCGAGAGGCGGAGGGCCGCUGACGUGCAACCAUCACGGAAACCCGAGAGGCGGAGGACCACUGACGUGCAACCAUCACGGAAACCCGAGAGGCGGAGGGCCGCAGUGGAUAAGACACCUGCCGAGUUUCUGGUCUAUCCACUUCCACCCUCAGCGGAUGAUAAUCUCGAAACGCCUCUCGAGUGUCUCCUCGCUCCUCUUCCACCCUCACGUCUAUCCCCAGCUCCACCCUCAGCGGAUGAUAAGACACCUGCCGAGUUUCUGGUCUAUCCCCUUCCACCCUCAGCGGAUGAUAAUCUCGAAACGCCUCUCGAGUGUCUCCUCACUCCUCUUCCACCCUCACCUCCACCCUCAGCUCCACCCUCAGCGGAUGAUAAUCUCAAGACACCUCCCUUAGCUACUCAGGAGGCUGAGGCAGAAAAACCACCCAAACCCGAGAGACAGAGGGCCGCUGACGUGGAACCACCACCGAAACCCGAGAGGCGGAGGGCCGCUGACGUGCAACCAUCACGGAAACCCGAGAGGCGGAGGGCCGCUGACGUGCAACCAUCAUGGAAACCCGAGAGGCGGAGGACCACUGACGUGCAACCAUCACGGAAACCCGAGAGGCGGAGGGCCGCAGUGGAUAAGACACCUGCCGAGUUUCUGGUCUAUCCACUUCCACCCUCAGCGGAUGAUAAUCUCGAAACGCCUCUCGAGUGUCUCCUCGCUCCUCUUCCACCCUCACGUCUAUCCCCAGCUCCACCCUCAGCGGAUGAUAAGACACCUGCCGAGUUUCUGGUCUAUCCCCUUCCACCCUCAGCGGAUGAUAAUCUCGAAACGCCUCUCGAGUGUCUCCUCACUCCUCUUCCACCCUCACCUCCACCCUCAGCUCCACCCUCAGCGGAUGAUAAUCUCAAGACACCUCCCUUAGCUACUCAGGAGGCUGAGGCAGAAAAACCACCCAAACCCGAGAGACAGAGGGCCGCUGACGUGGAACCACCACCGAAACCCGAGAGGCGGAGGGCCGCUGACGUGCAACCAUCACGGAAACCCGAGAGGCGGAGGGCCGCUGACGUGCAACCAUCAUGGAAACCCGAGAGGCGGAGGACCACUGACGUGCAACCAUCACGGAAACCCGAGAGGCGGAGGGCCGCAGUGGAUAAGACACCUGCCGAGUUUCUGGUCUAUCCCCUUCCACCCUCAGCGGAUGAUAAUCUCGAAACGCCUCUCGAGUGUCUCCUCACUCCUCUUCCACCCUCACCUCCAUCCUCAGCUCCACCCUCAGCGGAUGAUAAUCUCAAGACACCUCCCUUAGCUACUCAGGAGGCUGAGGCAGGAAAACCACCCAAACCCGAGAGAGAGAGGGCCGCUGACGUGGAACCACCACCGAAACCCGAGAGGCGGAGGGCCGCUGACGUGCAACCAGCACUGAAACCCGAGAGGCGGAGGGCCGCUGACGUGCAACCAUCACGGAAACCCGAGAGGCGGAGGGCCGCAGUGGAUAAGACACCUGCCGAGUUUCUGGUCUAUCCUCUUCCACCCUCAGCGGAUGAUAAUCUCAAAAUGCCUCUCGAGUGUCUCCUUACUCCUCUUCCACCCUCACCUCCAUCCUCAGCUCCACCCUCAGCGGAUGAUAAUCUCAAGACACCUCCCUUAGCUACUCAGGAGGCUGAGGCAGAAAAACCACCGAAACCCGAGAGGCGGAGGGCCACUGACGUGGAACCACCACUGAAACCCGAGACGCGAAGCGCCGCUGACGCGCAGCCAUCACGGAAACCCGAGAGGCGGAGGGCCGCUGACCUGGAAUCACCACCGAAACCCGAGAGGCGGAGCGCCGCUGACGCGCAGCCGUCGCUGAAACCCGAGAGGCGGAGCGCCGCUGACGUGCAGCCGUCGCCGAAACCUGAGAGGCGGAGGGCCGCUGACCUGGAAUCACCACCGAAACCCGAGAGGCGGAGGGCCGCUGACCUGGAAUCACCACCGAAACCGGAGAGGCGGAGGGCCGCUGACACGCAACCAUCACCGAAACCCGAGAGGCGGAGGGCCGCUGACCUGGAAUCACCACCGAAACCCGAGAGGCGGAGCGCCGCUGACCUGGAAUCACCACCGAAACCCGAGAGGCGGAGGGCCGCUGACGUGCAACCAUCACUGAAACCCGAGAGGCAGAGCGCCGCUGACGCGCAGCCGUCGCCGAAACCUGAGAGGCGGAGGGCCACUGACCUGGAAUCACCACCGAAACUCGAGAGGCGGAGCGCCGCUGACGCGCAACCAUCACCGAAACCCGAGAGGCGGAGCGCCGCUGAUGCGCAGCCGUCGCCGAAACCUGAGAGGCGGAGGGCCGCUGACCUGGAAUCACCACCAAAACCCGAGAGGCGGAGGGCCGCUGACCUGGAAUCACCACCGAAACCCGAGAGGCGGAGGGCCGCUGACGCGCAACCAUCACCGAAACCUGAGAGGCGGAGGGCCGCUGACGCGCAACCAUCACCGAAACCCGAGAGGCGGAGCGCCGCUGACGCGCAGCCAUCACCGAAACCUGAGAGGCGGAGGGCCGCUGACGCGCAGCCAUCACCGAAACCCGAGAGGCGGAGCGCCGCUGACGCGCAGCCAUCACCGAAACCCGAGAGGCGGAGCGCCGCUGACGCGGAACCAUCAUCACCCGAACCCAAGAGGCGGAGGGUCGCUGACGAACCGCCAUGCAAACCCCCACGCAAACCCAAGAGGCGGAGGGCCGCUGACAGGGAACGGCCACGCAAACCCCCACGCAAACCCAAGAGGUGGAGCGCCGCUGAGGCGCAGCCGUCGCCGAAACCUGAGAGGCGGAGCGCCACUGACGCGGAACCUCCACGCAAGCCCAAGAGGCGGAGGGCCGCUGACCGGAAACCAUCAUCACCCGAACCCAAGAGGCGGAGGGUCGCUGACGUGGAACCGCCACACAAACCCAAGAGGCGCAGGGUCGCUGACGUGAGACGGCCACGCAAACCCCCACGCAAACCCAAGAGGUGGAGCGCCGCUAAGGCGCAGCCGUCGCCGAAACCCGAGGGGCGGAGCGCCGCUGACGCGCAGCCGUCGCCGAAACCCGAGGGGCGGAGCGCCGCUGACGCGCAGCCGUCGCCGAAACCCGAGGGGCGGAGCGCCGCUGACGCGCAGCCGUCGCCGAAACCCGAGGGGCGGAGCGCCGCUGACGCGCAGCCGUCGCCGAAACCCGAGGGGCGGAGCGCCGCUGACGCGCAGCCGUCGCCGAAACCCGAGGGGCGGAGCGCCGCUGACGCGCAGCCGUCGCCGAAACCCGAGGGGCGGAGCGCCGCUGACGCGCAGCCGUCGCCGAAACCCGAGGGGCGGAGCGCCGCUGACGCGCAGCCGUCGCCGAAACCCGAGGGGCGGAGCGCCGCUGACGCGCAGCCGUCGCCGAAACCCGAGGGGCGGAGCGCCGCUGACGCGCAGCCGUCGCCGAAACCCGAGAGGCGGAGCGCCGCUGACGCGCAGCCGUCAUUGAAACCCGAGAGGCGGAGCGCCGCUGACGCGCAGGCGUCGCCAAAACCCGAGAGGCGGAGCGCCGCUGACCUGGAAUCACCACCGCAACCCGAGAGGCGGAGCACCGCUGACGCGCAAGCAUCACCGAAAUCCGAGAGGCGGAGCGCCGCUGAGGCGCAGCCGUCGCCGAAACCCGAGAGGCGGAGCGCCGCUGACACGCAGCCAUCACUGGAACCUGAGAGGCGGAGCGUCGCUGACCUGGAAUCACCACCGAAACCCGAGAGGCGGAGCGCCGCUGACCUGGAAUCACCACCGAAACCCGAGAGGCGGAGCGCCGCUGAGGCGCAGCCGUCGCCGAAACCCGAGAGGCAGAGCGCCGCUGACACGCAGCCAUCACCGAAACCCGAGAGGCGGAGCGUCGCUGACACGCAGCCAUCACCGAAACCCGAGAGGCGGAGCGCCGCUGACACGCAGCCAUCACCGAAACCCGAGAGGCGGAGCGUCGCUGACACGCAGCCAUCACCGAAACCUGAGAGGCGGAGCGUCGCUGACACGCAGCCAUCACCGAAACCCGAGAGGCGGAGCGUCGCUGACCUGGAAUCACCACCGAAACUCGAGAGGCGGAGCGCCGCUGAGGCGCAGCCGUCACCGAAACCCGAGAGGCGGAGCGCCGCUGACACGCAGCCAUCACCGAAACCUGAGAGGCGGAGCGUCGCUGACACGCAGCCAUCACCGAAACCUGAGAGGCGGAGCGUCGCUGACCUGGAAUCACCACCGAAACCCGAGAGGCGGAGCGCCGCUGACCUGGAAUCACCACCGAAACCCGAGAGGCGGAGCGCCGCUGAGGCGCAGCCGUCGCCGAAACCCGAGAGGCGGAGCGCCGCUGACACGCAGCCAUCAUCGAAACCCGAGAGGCGGAGCGUCGCUGACACGCAGCCAUCACCGAAACCCGAGAGGCGGAGCGCCGCUGACACGCAGCCAUCACCGAAACCCGAGAGGCGGAGCGUCGCUGACACGCAGCCAUCACCGAAACCUGAGAGGCGGAGCGUCGCUGACACGCAGCCAUCACCGAAACCCGAGAGGCGGAGCGUCGCUGACCUGGAAUCACCACCGAAACCCGAGAGGCGGAGCGCCGCUGAGGCGCAGCCGUCGCCGAAACCCGAGAGGCGGAGCGCCGCUGACACGCAGCCAUCACCGAAACCCGAGAGGCGGAGCGCCGCUGACGCGCAGCUGUCGCCGAAACCCGAGAGGCAGAGCGCCGCUGAUGCGCAGCCGUCGCCGAAACCCGAGAGGCGGAGCGCCGCUGCUGACACGCAGCCGUCGCCGAAACCCGAGAGGCGGAGCGCCGCUGACGCGCAGCCGUCGCCGAAACCCGAGAGGCGGAGUGCCGCUGAACUGGAAUCACCACCGGAACCCGAGAGGCGGAGCGCCGCUGACGCGCAGCCGUCGCCGAAACCCGAGAGGCGGAGCGCCGCUGACGCGCAGCCGUCGCCGAAACCCGAGAGGCGGAGCGCCGCUGAUGCGCAGCCGUCGCCGAAACCCGAGAGGCGGAGCGCCGCUGACGCGGAACCGCCUCGCAAACGCAAGAGGCGGAGGGCAGCGGACAUUGAACUAUCAUCACCCGAACCCAAGAGGCGGAGGAUCGGUGACGUGGAACGGCCACGCAAACCCAAGAGGCCGAGGGCCGCCGACGUGGAACCAUCAUUACCCGAACCCAAGAGGCGGAGGGUCGGUGACGUGGAACUGCCACGCAAACGCAAGAGGCCGCAGGCCGCCGACGUGGAACCAUCAUUACCCGAACCCAAGAGGCGGAGGUUGAAUUAGGUGAGAACAGGCCAUUGCACUCAAGCCUGAGCAAUAAGAAUAAAACUGAGUAGAACAAAAUAAAAAAAUCAAAAAACAAAACAAAACCCACACUCCAAAAACAAAGAAUAAAUAAAUAAUAUAAAAAUAAAAUAAA
Messenger RNA from Gorilla gorilla gorilla (western lowland gorilla), 7849 nucleotides. RefSeq names its product titin-like. Bases 1 to 7713 code for a protein of 2570 amino acids. Lineage: Eukaryota; Metazoa; Chordata; Mammalia; Primates; Hominidae. The transcript has 7 exons. The record is from RefSeq and is a predicted model, not a curated record.